AUGAAGAGUAAAGUAGUGAAGGAUAUCAUACUGAUUGGUCAUUCAUUCAUUUAUUUGGCGGCAUUGGCUUCUCUCUAUUGGCAGAUACCAGGGCUUUAUGGAGAAAAAGGACUGAUUCCAGUGGCAUCGAAACUUUCUUGUGACAAAUCAUCAUGUCAGUCAUAUCGAAAUGGUGUGAAUAUUUUGCCAAUUGUGAUAAAUUUCUUCUGCAUAGCACCAUCCUAUGCUUUACAAAUUGUUGUUCUGUUCGGAAUAGCGGUUGCUUCCCUCUCCAUAAUGUUCGAGUUAGCGCGUAAUACCAUCUCAUAUCUUCUUUUAUUUGUUGUUUAUUCUACUGCAGUUCAGGUUGGCGAUGUAUUUCUCCAAUUCCAAUGGGACAGUCUUCUUAUUGAGUCUGGAGCAAUAUGUAUUCUCAUAGCACCGUUACCUUUCGUGGGACCUUCACCAGCAGAUAACAUUUCGUUGUACCUGAUGCGCUGGUUGCUGUUCCGACUUAUGUAUGCAUCAGGUGUCGUAAAACUCACCAGCCGUUGUCCUCUUUGGUGGAAUCUCGCAGCAUUGGACGUACAUUUCGAAUGUCAAUGUGUGCCCACAUGGAUUUCUUACUAUGUUCAUAUGGCCCCAAAAUGGUUCAAGCAUUUGUCAACUGCUCUCACACUCUAUAUUGAAAUUAUUUUACCUCCUUUGUUUUUAUUACCAUUCAAAUAUGCACGAUAUUUUUCAUUCGGUCCUCAGAUCUUACUUAUGAGUUUGAUUAUGGCAACGGGUAACUACAACUUCUUCAACCUUCUUAUAUCAGUCGAAUGUGUAGCAGUAUUGGUAGAUUCAGACGAAUUCAAAUUUUCUACAAAGGGCAUAUACCCACGAUUUCAACGUUUAUCGACACAUUUAGGAACAAUAAUGUCAGCUGUUUUGAUAGCAUCAACUUUAUAUUUUUUCGUCUACUAUUUUAAUAUUGAUAUUGAUGGUUUUAAAAUAACGUCUUCAAUUGGAUUCACUAUGCAACAGUUUGACGAAUUUGUUGAAGAGUCGACUGUUUGGUUAUUACAUAUCGGAGUUAUUGGCUUCCUUGCUGAAGUUAUUGCCGCAAUACUGCGGUACUUCACUGAAAUUCAUGAAUCAAAGUUACGUUCAUUACUCCAUCUGGUUUAUGUAAUCAUCAUUGCGAGUUUCUUCUUUUCAAUCAGUACCGUAUCAUUUGUUGUUAUAAGUAAUCGGGGACAAGCACAAAUUCCUACUGUUGUAAAGUAUAUGCACCAUUAUUCGGAGUUUUACGAAUUGACUCAUUCAUACGGAUUAUUUAGAAAGAUGACCGGUUUAUCCGGUCGACCGGAAAUAAUCUUAGAAGGUUCUUACGAACUGAAUGGCCCUUGGACUAUGUUUGAUUUCUAUUCAAAGCCUGGAAAACUCAACGAAAGACCACGAUUCGUAUUGCCGCAUCAACCACGUUUGGACUGGCAAAUGUGGUUUGCUGCUUUAGGAACGUAUGAUAAUAACGCAUUCUUUCUUUCUCUUACUUAUCACUUGUUACGAAAUAAUUCAGAAGUUACUUACCUCAUGAAAAAGUAUCCUUUUGAAGAGAAGCUCCCAAAAUUUAUCCGAGCAGAUCUUUACCUUUAUCAUUAUACCACUAUCAGUUUGAAGAAUAAGUGGCCUAAAGACUAUUGGCGACGUGAUUUCCAGCAAGAAUACAUGCCCUCUAUUACUCGUGAAGAUGCAAAAUUAUCCGACUAUUUGUACCAAAAUGGUUUCGUCCUUGACAAACAGUUUAUAUUAAUGAACCAGGAUUUUAACCUGGAAAACAAAUUGCGAACUCUGCAUGACCUUGUACGAACAUUCAACCCGACCACAUUUGUUGAUUCAGUUAUUCUGGCCCAUGUAGUUUUAUUUGUAGUGUAUAUCAAAUUCAGAAAAGUUACAGUUAUUACCAAUACAGUGAUUUUGUAG
Molecule: messenger RNA, 1947 nt
Organism: Brugia pahangi
Lineage: Eukaryota; Metazoa; Nematoda; Chromadorea; Rhabditida; Onchocercidae
Source: the annotation of a GenBank genome assembly